GAGCAUAGACUCAGUCUGGCCAAGGAAUAGAAACAGCACGGUCCACAGACAGCUACAGCAAUUUAGGAAUAAAAAAAAUAUAGAUUUUUUUACGGAAAUACUUUGAAAAACAUUUUAAGUGUCUUUAAGUGAUUUGUUGUUUGUUGUGUUGAAAGCGGCAUGUUUAAAGUGUCGCAGGAGAUGCGUUUAAAUACAAACGCGACAAAUUUGCUGGACCGUUCCAUAGCCGAUGGUGUUGCUAGUGAUGGCCACAGUCCGGAGAGUGUUUGUAUUUUUGGCCGAUAUCAGCGCACACCAGACGCGGAUGCAUAUCCCACAGAGCCGCCACACGUCUACAUUGCACCCGAGUUGACCGAUGCCGGCAAGGUACAGCUGUUGCAUUUGCCCAGCGGCGCUGUGCGCAUCAACUCCACGGUGAGCUUCAUCAUUAAACGCAAUGGCGUCAAGGGCAACUUCGAUGUGCGCCUCGAGAAUCCCAGUGGUCAGCAUGGAGCUGCGCUCCAUCUCGAACAGUUGGAUCCGGAACGCUUUCAGGUGCAGUGCCAACUGAACCAGGCGGGACUCUACAAAGUGCACAUCAAAUGCAACUCGGUGCCGCUGCCCAAGUCUCCCUACAUUAUAGUGACAAUUGCGGGAGCAGCUCCUACUGAAGCAGCCAGUGAAACAGCUGCUUCUAGUUCAGCGAUGCCCGUCUUGCAGUCUGAUGCCAGCCAAGUGCACAGCCGUGGCCUAGGCUUGACCCACAUUAAUCUUCUAGAGCGCAAUGAGUUCACUGUGGAUGCCAGUGCAGCGGGCAACAAUAUGUUGUUUGUGGCCAUACUGGGACCUCGAGGGCCGAGUGAGGAGAUCGUGGUGAAGCAUUUGGGCCGCAAUAUCUUUCGUGUCAUGUACCAGGUGCGAGAUCCUGGCAAUUAUCAUCUGGUGGCCAAGUGGGGCGAGCAGCACAUUCCGGGAUCGCCCUUUAGCCUUAUCUCUGACUAACGAAUAUGGUGCAAUAAAAACAGAACAAACUCAAUAAGCCGCAGCGUUUGAC
Molecule: messenger RNA, 1033 nt
Organism: Drosophila sulfurigaster albostrigata
Lineage: Eukaryota; Metazoa; Arthropoda; Insecta; Diptera; Drosophilidae
Product: filamin-A
Exons: 3
Coding region: 160-981 (273 amino acids)
Biological process (GO): actin cytoskeleton organization
Molecular function (GO): actin filament binding
Source: RefSeq, a predicted model, not a curated record